AUGGACACAUCGAAUAUGAACUCAUUCGUGCAAUAUACAUUUAGCAAUCGAUCCUAUUCUAGACCUAGAUCCGGAUACCAUCAGCAUUUGCUCCAACAUUCUUUGGACCAGCAUCAAGGGUUCCAACUGACCAACGACAUCCACCCAGGCCACUCAGCUCCCCAAGUUCCCGCCACUGUGUCGAGAGGUUCAAGGCUCUGUUAUAGUGUAGAUGCACGCUUGCACGUGAGCGCUGAUGAUGGAGGACCAAAUGAGACAACAGGAUCAGCCCAGCAUUAUCAACAAGCUCCUCAUCACGAGUAUCAACAGACAAACAACGGCUACUAUCAUGACCCUCACGACACACAAAGUGGAUUAUUAUCUUUCUAUCAUAACGGAGGUACUGUCAAUAACGGGGCCUAUUUCGAGCAGGCCUGCACUGCAAAUGCUGACUACAAUACAACGACGGGGCCUGAUAACACCAUCCAACCUCAAUAUUUCAUGGAUGAGCCAGUAACAUCGACUUAUUAUCAUCAAUCAACAUUUUCUACCUCGGCCCCCACCGUCGGUACGAGCUGUGGGACUCUUGCGGCGGCCUAUUGUGGGCCUCAGGCUCCCCUGGUUGGUUCCCAUUUCUCGCCUCAGGUUAGGUCCGUUCAAGAGGCAGCCGGCUACUUGGGACUCGCACACUUAGGAAGAAAUGGAGAGCUACCGGUACCUAUCGAGAGAGAGAGGGAGGAUGAGGAGACUCAGCAAGGGGGACGAGGGCAAACCUUUGACUGGAUGAAGGUGAAGAGGAAUCCACCUAAAACAGUUAAAGUGCCAGACUUCAGCCUAGCUGGUGCCAACAACACCCUGCGCACCAACUUCACAACACGGCAGCUCACAGAAUUGGAAAAAGAGUUCCAUUUUAGCAAGUAUCUGACCCGGGCAAGACGAGUGGAAAUCGCCGCCACACUCGAUCUUAACGAGACCCAGGUGAAAAUCUGGUUCCAGAACAGGCGCAUGAAGCAGAAAAAACGGGAGAAAGAAGGCACGUCCACACUGGUGUUUCCCUCCUCUUCGGGUUCGUUUAACACCAGCCGUGGGUUUAUCAAGGAACUGGAAGAAACGGACCAAUCUUCUGCAUCCACCUCACCAAACGCAUCUCCAUAUUCCGAGUAAUGCAGCAAAUGCAGCAUUCCUCACACAGAUGUGACGUUUCGACAAAUCAUGCCUUCGAGAACAACUGUCGGGCCCCAAAUUGAGGUUUUUUGAUGCCUAUUUCGUUUUAUGUUUUUUUAAUUUUUGCAAGUUGUUCUUUGAUUAUGCUUUAUUGUAGCUCUAGAUGUCAGUGUGUCAACU
Molecule: messenger RNA, 1323 nt
Organism: Syngnathoides biaculeatus (alligator pipefish)
Lineage: Eukaryota; Metazoa; Chordata; Actinopteri; Syngnathiformes; Syngnathidae
Product: homeobox protein Hox-B1a-like
Exons: 2
Coding region: 1-1143 (380 amino acids)
Biological process (GO): regulation of transcription by RNA polymerase II
Cellular component (GO): nucleus
Molecular function (GO): DNA-binding transcription factor activity, RNA polymerase II-specific; RNA polymerase II cis-regulatory region sequence-specific DNA binding
Source: RefSeq, a predicted model, not a curated record